AAUAAAUUUAAGCUACGUAAAUCUUUAAAAAGUUUGUGUGCAAUAUUUUUGAAAUUUUCAAUCUGAAUUUUUUCUGCUCUUCACCACGCAACUCAAUCGAUCCGAUGGCGUAUAUCAAAGUGAAGCAUUCGAAUUUAUUGCGUCUGGACGAUGAUGCCAUACUGAGUGUUUGGAAUAAACUGGAACCAAUCGAUCGCGUACAAUUAGCUGGCGUUUGUAAGCGUUUUCGCAAAAUAUUCGAAGAACGCGAUGCGGCACAUUAUACCACCUUUAGAAUGGAGAGCCUUUGGCAGGUGUCCGUCAAAGAUAUUGAAAGCUAUGCCAAACUAGUGGGACCGCUUAUACAGGAGCUGCGCGCUUACACGCCCUGUGUGGGUAAUAUCAGAGCAAAGCGAUUCCUUAAGGGCAUGACCGGUAAUUGCCAGCUCUUGCGACGUGUAGUCUUCAAAGGUGUACGUGUGGCAUUUCAAUUGUUCGAGUUGUUUGCAAAUGCGAAAUAUCUCACGGAGUUAUAUUUACAAAACUGUCGGCUCGUCGAUAAGGAUGUAGAUAUGAUUACGAUGCUGUCUAAUUUAAUGAUACUUGAUUUGUCGAAAAAUAACGAUAUUACCGGUCACGGUUUGUGCGCCCUAACCAAUCUGCGCGCGCUCUACUUAUCGAAUUGUAAAAGUUUGAAUCCAAUCAAUUUAGUACAUGUCUUCAAAAGUGCCAAACAUCUCUGUAUACUCGACAUUCAGCAACCCUAUACGAAUACCAGCCUGGUGCCGGUCUUUCUUGAGCUCGGCCGCUAUUGUCGAAAUUUGGAUAAAUUGCGUGUAACAUUGCCGGAGCAUCGACGUUAUGAAUCGCUUGCGCGUCUGCCCAAAUUAACACAGAUCUUCGCAUAUGGCUACGUGCGUCGCUUCCUCAUCGACUUACGCAAUCAUCGCGCUCAUCAUAUGCAGGUGAUUUUUCUCGAAACCCUGCAGCAGGUGCCAUUAGACGUCACAUUUAUGCUCACACAAUUUCGUGAGUUGAGGAAAUUAGCUUGUGAUGGUGAUUUCGAUUUCACGCCGGGCUGUAUUGAUGGUUUUGAAAAUCUACGCAAACUUACGUGCAUUAAUCUCUAUAAAACGGAUGCGUUAACACCGAAGGAUGUGCUGACACUUUUGAAGAAAUGUCCGAGAUUGAAAUUCGUGCAGUUAUUCUUUAAAGUAUUCGUUACCGAGGCGUUUAUAUUCGAAUUGAUCGAGGUGCUGGAGAAACGACCGGUUAAGGUGAAUUUCGUAAUGAAUUUACAGAAGUCAAAUAUACGUCGCGGCAUCACGAAGGAUCCGCGUUACCUCAAUGCCAGGGACACUUUGAAUAUUAUAUUUAGUGCUCAAUGCAUCGAUUGGGAUAAAUGAGUUUUUAAGUUGGAUGAUAAAAUUAUAUUUUUAAUGAUUUUUGUAUUGUGUGGUAAUACCUUUUAAGCAUAUAUUGUUUGUUUCUAAAUGUGUAACGGUAUAAUGGAAUAAAUUUAUGCGUUAUUUAUUGA
Messenger RNA from Bactrocera tryoni, 1516 nucleotides. RefSeq lists its product as uncharacterized. Lineage: Eukaryota; Metazoa; Arthropoda; Insecta; Diptera; Tephritidae. Bases 105 to 1385 code for a protein of 426 amino acids. Gene Ontology annotation, molecular function: protein binding. The transcript has 3 exons. The record is from RefSeq and is a predicted model, not a curated record.